CAAUCAGAGAGGAUGGCAUGCCAGGAGGCAGAAACAAAAGCAUCGGACCUGUCCAGAUAUCAGAGGAAGAGAUUGAGAGAAUUAUGUCUGGGCAAGAAUUUGAGGGAGAGGCAAACAUGUCAUGGAGCAACAACGGAGACAGUGACCAUAGUUCCCCUGGAAAUGGAGUUUCUGAGAGCAACCAGCCUUCACCCGUUUCUACUCCAUCUUCAAGGUCCGUGGAGCUGAAUGGAUUCGCUGCACUCAGGGAUCAGUAUAUCGGAACGCCGGUGUCCACGCACUAUCAGUACCUCCCGCACCUUUUUAGCUAUUCUGCUCACUCGGCUCUGAUGCCCCCCCAGCCGCGCAGCCUGGACCCCCAGUCGCACAGUCUCAUCAAUCAGCUGGUGUCAGCGGAGGACCUGGAGCCGCUCGGCACGCCGAUGCUCAUCGAGGACGGGUAUAAAGUGACUCAGGCAGAGCUGUUUGCGUUGUUGUGUCGUCUGGCGGAUGAAUUGCUUUUCAGGCAGAUUGCUUGGAUCAAGAAGCUGCCGUUCUUCUGCGAACUCUCCAUCAAGGACUAUACCUGCCUGCUCAGCUCUACGUGGCAGGAGCUGAUCCUGCUCUCCUCGCUCACUGUUUACAGCAAGCAGAUCUUUGGUGACCUCGCGGAUGUCACCUCCAAGUACUCUCCCUCUGACGACGAGCUGCACAGGUUCAGUGAAGAGGGGAUGGAGGUGAUGGAGCGGUUGAUCUACCUCUUUCGCAAAUUUAACCAGUUGAAGGUCAGCAACGAGGAGUACGCGUGUAUGAAAGCCAUUAACUUCCUAAACCAAGACAUCCGGGGUCUGACCAACGCGUCCCAGCUGGAGCAGCUGAACAAGCGGUACUGGUAUGUUUGCCAGGACUUCACGGAGUACAAAUACCCACACCAGCCAAACCGUUUUCCGGAUUUAAUGAUGUGUUUGCCAGAGAUACGAUAUAUUGCAGGAAAAAUGGUGACUGUCCCCCUGGAG
This is a messenger RNA of Tauraco erythrolophus (red-crested turaco), 995 nucleotides long. The record is from RefSeq and is a predicted model, not a curated record. Lineage: Eukaryota; Metazoa; Chordata; Aves; Musophagiformes; Musophagidae.